AAACUAUUCCUAAAUAAUUUUUAGCAUAAUAAAAAUAUUUUAAAAUUAUCAGAGUCAUAAUUACAUAGAAUCAUAAAUUUCCUAUACGAUUUCAUACAAAAUAGCAACAGAGAAUCCCCCUACUUCCAAUACCAUUUUGUAGUUAAUAAGGUUUAAACUCGUGACCUCAAUGUCACAAAGUAAGUUCUCCACCAACUCCGUAUCGGAAAACACUUUAUUAGUGAUUCUAUAAAACCGUAUAGACUAGAGAGACGGUACUUUAUUAAACUGUUUUUUAAAAAAAAAAAUAAAAAAUAGACUGUGGUCACUCGCUACUGCUCGUAUAAAUUUAUACUCAACCGUGAUCAUUCAGUCAUUCACCAAGUACAUUUUCCUCAUCAAAAUAGGAACCUUUCCCUGUAAUCUGGAUUAUAACACUCGAAAUUCCAAAGGUAUGAGUUUUUUCCUUUCAAUUUUGUCUUAAUCAACGUGUAUAAAUUUAUCUUGUUCGAUAAAAAAAAUCAAAUUGAGUUUAUGCCCACCAACUGUUUGUUGAAAUGCUUCAGAGACUACUUUUCGACAACCCUCGUUCAUAUCAUCGUAAUUAUGCCCAAUACAACUUAAUAUGCACAAUUUCAUCUCUCUCAACUCAUUUUUCUGGGGAAAAUUCAGUUCAGAGUGAUAGUAUAGAUGCCCAAAUAGUAUCAUUAUGCAGAAAAGACCAAUCUUUUGCAGCAGCAGCUGCAUUAUUUGACAAUGCCUUUAGUUUAGGGACAACCCCUUCUGCCCAAACAUGUAAUUUCCUCGUUAAUGAGCUUAGGAAUGCAGGGGAGCAUAAAUUGGCAUAUUCGGUGUAUAAGAAAAUGACCCAUGUUGGUGUUCAGCCACUGUUCUAUUCACUGGCUGCCCUGGUUGAGUAUUUGGUGAGAUCGCCCGAGCCUGCUUACGCUUUAGGGGCUGUUGCGCUGUUACGGAAGCGUGGUUUUGGGGUUAAAGUAUACCUCAUGAAUAUUGUACUAAAGGGUUUGUGUCGAAACGGGGAAAUAGAUAGAGCAAUGCAGGUUUUGCAAGAAAUGUCGAACAACUCUAUAAUGCCUGAUAAUAUUAGCUACAAUACAGUAACCAAUGCUCUUUGUAAGGCAAAGAGGGUGGUGGAUGCGUCAAAUUUGAUGGAUCAAAUGAAGAGAGCAGGUUGCUGUCCUGAUGUGAAAUCGUAUACUAUUAUUAUAGAUGGCUUGUGUAAAAUGGGUAAGGUGGAAGAUGCGAUGGGAUUGAUGGAAGAGAUGAAGGAAAACAAUUUUGAUGUGGAUGUUGUUGCUUAUAGUGCUCUCAUCAAAGGUUUUUGCAUACAAGGAAAUGCUGAUAAAGUUGAAGAGCUUUUUCAUGAAAUGUUGGAAAGGGGAUUGACUCCUAAUGUGAUCUCUUAUUCGUGUGUGUUGCAUUUUUUUUCCACAAUGGGCCAGUGGAAAAAAGUUGCAGCAAUGGUAAAAGAGAUGACGGGAAGGGGGAUAUAUCCGGAUGCAACUAUAUAUUCAGGUCUAAUUGAUGGACUUUGCAGAAAUCAGAAGACUACAAAAGCUAUUGCCAUGUUGAAGUUGAUGCUAGAGAAAGGUGAAGAACCACUUGCUGCAACGUACAAUAGUGUGAUCAGUGCUCUUUGCAAAGAUGGUUUGGUAUCUGAGUCUUUUGAUAUAUUGAAAAUGAUGAUGGAUAAGGGGAGGAAGCCCGACAUGCUUACAUACACUACAUUGCUCAAAGGUCUUCUUGACAUUGGUAAAGUUGAUGAUGCGAUAAUGAUUUUUAAUUCAGUAUUUGAAGAUGAAGCUUAUGUUCAGCCAGAUGCUAUGGCAUUCAAUACAAUGAUCAUAGGGCUUUGCAAGGAAGGUUGCCUUAGUAAGGCUGAAGAAUUUUACCGUAAGAUGGUUGUAGCAGGAAUCUGUGGGGAUGAGGUCACUUAUACCACACUCAUUGGGGGGUAUCUGAAGGCAGGAAAUGUUUAUGAAUGUCUGGAGAUAUGGAAAAACAUGCUCAGGGAGAGAAUAGUUCCAACUUCAUACACAUAUGGCAUCUUGAUUGAUGGUUUCUGCAAGUUGCGUAUGAUUAACAUUGCGAAAGGUCUUUUUUUGAAAUUGAAGGAUUUUGGUUUGAGUCCCCGAGAUGUGGACUAUAAUAUGUUGAUGACAGCAUUGUGUAAAGAAGGUAGUGUGGAUCAGGCAAGGAUGUUAUUCAAUAAUAUGAAGGAAACAAACUGUGAACCAUGUAUUAUCUCAUUUAUGGUGAUGAUUCACGGAGCCCUUAAAUCAGGUGAUUUCCAUUAUGGCAAAACACUACUCACCGAUAUGCUUCAAAGGGGUUUGGCUCCUGAUGCUAUUUUGUUUUCCACGCUAAUUGGGAGGUUCUCAGAUGUUGGACUGAUGGAUGAGGCCAAGCAACUUUUUGAAAGGAUGGUUGCUAAAGGCUUCACACCUACUAGUGAUGUUUAUCAGAAUUUGCUUAUGGGGUAUUGUUUAAAGGGUGAUAUGAAUGAAGUUAUUAAUUUGCUUCAUCAAAUGGCAGCUGAGAAUCUUGAGCUAAACUCAGAGAUGAGAGCAACAAUCUUGACAUGUCUGUGUCAUUGCACUGAUUUGAAUAUGGUGGAUCUUCUUCCGACAUUCUCUCAAGAAGCUCUAAAAGAAGAUGGCAUCCCUUGCAAUGAUUUUCUUGAAAAUCUUCAGAAGUUCCAUUCUAAAAUUCCAAAGCUUGCUUCUUAAUGCCCUUCCUGAAGAAACUUUAGCUUGUGUGAUGGCUAGUGGGCUCUUUGUUGAUUGCAUUCUUCACUUAACCACAAGUAACUUUCUGUUUGGAUUCGACUCCUCUAGAAAUAGCAGCAAAUGAGGCAGCGGUUCUUGAAACUGAGCGCAACACAUGCAGAUGAACACAAUCAAAAGUUUUGAGAGAUAAACGAGGUAAGUAUGGGUCAGUAUCCAAACAUUGUUGAGGCAUCUGAGAGUUCAGAGACACAAAUUGCUGCUCCACAUCAAUUGACAAACAAUGUUGUUGUACAUGAAAUUCAACACAGCGCUCUUGCUGUUGAAGCUAUAUAAUGUUUACAGGAAAUGAUCAAUAAUGGUAUGAGCCAGAAUUUAAAUCUUGAUAUUACAUGUUUACCGAAUUGAUUGAUUAGGCUUACGGGACUAGGCUCACGCAUCAUGAGCUUGGACAGGGAAAUAACCAUCUUAUAGGGUAGUAAAGCAGAAACUAUUCCACAGGAGGAGUCAGAUUAUUUUUAACAUUGACCUUUUUACUGUCUAGAUCAUUUUUAGUGCACAUUAUGUCCUAUGGUCCAGAAUAUUGCUCAUGAUGAUUUUUCUUUGAGCUUUUUCAUCCAUCCAUAUUGAUUAUGUAUAUUAGCUGUAAAAGACAUGAUUCUGUUUACGGAAAGAGUUGCACAUCUGAUGACAGAUAUUACAGAAAAUGAUUACACUAAUUCACUAACAGCUGAUUUUUGCUGAGAUUAGAAUUGUUGAACUGAAAGAUAAUUAAUUAUGAGACGUAAUUACACAACUGCCAAUCUGCCAUCCCUCCGGAGUCUGGAGAGCGAACGGAGAUAAUUAAUUAGCAGAUGUUCAUGUUAUCAUGUAUGCAAAUAGUAGAUCUUAAUUUAUCAGUUUUUGAGAAAUUUCAUAUCCAAUCUUAUGCUAAUGCUUCAAUCUGUUAAAACUUUACUUAAGCUUUAGAUUAUCGGCGAAGUCCACUGAUGUGCAAAAUUUGGAAACUC
Messenger RNA from Chenopodium quinoa (quinoa), 3736 nucleotides. RefSeq names its product pentatricopeptide repeat-containing protein At4g28010-like. Lineage: Eukaryota; Viridiplantae; Streptophyta; Magnoliopsida; Caryophyllales; Amaranthaceae. Gene Ontology annotation, molecular function: protein binding. The record is from RefSeq and is a predicted model, not a curated record.